Aphanomyces invadans is the source of this 1373-nucleotide messenger RNA. RefSeq names its product GMP reductase, variant. The coding region runs from base 31 to 1107 and encodes 358 amino acids. The transcript has 4 exons. NCBI's taxonomy places the organism in Eukaryota, Oomycota, Saprolegniomycetes, Saprolegniales, Verrucalvaceae. Gene Ontology annotation, biological process: nucleotide metabolic process. Gene Ontology annotation, molecular function: GMP reductase activity. Gene Ontology annotation, cellular component: GMP reductase complex. The record is from RefSeq and is a predicted model, not a curated record.
CUCGAUAUUGCCUCGCCAAGACAAGGACUGAUGCCGCGCAUCGAGACAGAACCCAAGCUGGACUUCAAGGAUGUGCUCAUUCGGCCGAAGCGAAGCACCCUCAAGAGCAGAUCUCAAGUCGACGUUUCCCGCACGUACACCUUUCGCAACUCGAAGCGGACUUGGACUGGUGUGCCCGUGAUUGCUGCCAACAUGGAUACAGUCGGAACGUUUGAAAUGGCAAGAGUGCUCGCGGCGAAUCAAUGCAUCACGUGCAUCCACAAACAUUACACCGUGGACGAGUGGCAUGCCUUUGCAAAGACCUAUCCGAGUGUGCUCCCUUUCGUGGCGGUGAGCGCUGGCACGAGUGCGGCGGAUUUGGAACGUGUCUCGGCUGUCUUGCACGCGCAUGAUGCAAUUGCAUUUGUGUGCUUGGACGUAGCCAACGGAUACUCCGAGCACUUUGUGGAUGCCGUGCGCUCUGUUCGCGCCAAUCAUCCAACGCAUACCAUCAUCGCUGGCAAUGUUGUGACGGGCGAAAUGGUCGAGGAACUUGUCCUCAGCGGCGCCGACAUCAUCAAGAUUGGUAUUGGUCCAGGCUCAGUCUGCACCACUCGCAAGCAGACCGGCGUGGGGUAUCCGCAGCUGUCGGCUGUGCUCGAGUGUGCCGACGCCGCGCAUGGACUCCGCGGCCACGUCAUUUCUGAUGGCGGAUGUACUUGCCCUGGUGAUGUUGCGAAGGCAUUUGGAGCUGGUGCGGAUUUUGUCAUGUUGGGGGGCAUGCUCGCGGGCCACGAUGAAAGCGGUGGCGACGUGAUUGAGACGAGCGAUGGGCGGAUUUUCAAGAGAUUCUACGGCAUGAGCUCUGCGACCGCGAUGAAGAAGCAUGCCGGCGGCGUGGCCGAGUACCGAUCGAGCGAAGGCAAGAGCGUGACGGUGCCGUACCGAGGCCCUGUGGACAACACGAUCAAGGACAUUUUGGGCGGCGUGCGGUCCACUUGCACGUAUGUCGGCGCGAGCAUGCUGAAGGAACUGAGCAAGGUGAGGCAUUGGAGACUUCGGCCGAGUCAGCGCAAUUCUAGCCUUACGGCCUUGUGGCGAUGUAGCGAACGACUUUUAUUCGUGUGAGCCAGCAGUUGAACGAAGUGUUUGGCAUGGCCCCGAACGAACAAGAGAGCGAGGCACGAGCUGCCAAGAAGGCCAAGGCGACAGAGUAGGCUGCGCGAUCACAACAAAAAAGCCAUUCGGGAUAGCAACUUUUGAUUCGCGUCGUGCAUUGAAACGGUCGUCCAUCCAUUCGAGGCUUCCGUCGUCAACAUCUAUAUCAAAAGGGGCUUCCAUGACGUGCUCGGUGUGGCAGACAUGUUGUUGGGCGUUUGGUGCUUCAUUCUGUC